Molecule: messenger RNA, 867 nt
Organism: Rhizoctonia solani
Lineage: Eukaryota; Fungi; Basidiomycota; Agaricomycetes; Cantharellales; Ceratobasidiaceae
Product: kinase domain protein
Exons: 2
Coding region: 1-867 (288 amino acids)
Biological process (GO): mitotic DNA damage checkpoint signaling; protein phosphorylation
Cellular component (GO): cytoplasm; nucleus
Molecular function (GO): ATP binding; protein serine/threonine kinase activity
Source: RefSeq, a predicted model, not a curated record
AUGUGUGCUUCAUAUCUGCCUCCAGAAGAUAUCCUAGACUUGGCUUUGAGAGAAAGCUCUGAUGGUCCCCCUGACCCGCCUGCACUGAACCGUACUACUGGACUGUAUCCAUUUAACGAGGAUGGGGCGUCAUCCCAGAUGUUUCGGUGCAUCGUCAAACGUCCCCAUGCAGACCAGCCCCUAAGCUUUGCAUCAGGUCAAGUAUCCAGUACAGGCCCAUCAGAGGGAACUUUGACAGUGCAACGCCAAUCACUAGACGACGUUGUCAAACAAUUUGCCGCAGAGCUACGUGUAUUUCGUACCAUCGGUAUCCACAAAAACGUCGUCCGUUUCUUUGGAGUUAUCGAAGGUGUUGGGCUCGUGCUCGAGGAAAUUGACCACGGACACACACUACUUGAGUUACUGCCCACCAUCUGGAAUGAUUCCACCAAGAUUGACUGGUUCAAUCAAAUCCUAGAAGGCCUUGCGCACAUACAUAAAUUUGGGCUUUCUCACGGGGAUUUGUCGUGCACGAAUAUCAUGGUUCGUUACAAUGUCGUCAAGAUACUUGACUUUGGCCAUAGCACAUAUAUAGGUGAAGAGGCGAUUAUGGGUACACCGCCCUUCUGCGCUCCCGAAAUCCUUCGAUCGGACAAAGGGACGGACGGACGGCUGGGGGACGCAUAUUCUCUAGGCAUAGUCCUCAUCUACCUUGAACGUGGGAUCGACGAAGAUGUGAUUUCACUAGAAGAUCAAUUACAGGACAAGCCGCCUCAGAUCAGCGACCUCAAGCUCUUUGCUAAUUUGGUUUCCCAUUAUACCCUACCAAAGAGCGAGCGAUGGGCAAUUCAAAGGACUCAUCAUAUAAAGACUCGUGACGAUGAUUAA